Cygnus olor (mute swan) is the source of this 6622-nucleotide messenger RNA. RefSeq names its product 5-hydroxytryptamine receptor 1F (gene HTR1F). Gene Ontology annotation, biological process: adenylate cyclase-activating adrenergic receptor signaling pathway. The record is from RefSeq and is a predicted model, not a curated record. Gene Ontology annotation, cellular component: plasma membrane. Gene Ontology annotation, molecular function: G protein-coupled serotonin receptor activity. The transcript has 5 exons. NCBI's taxonomy places the organism in Eukaryota, Metazoa, Chordata, Aves, Anseriformes, Anatidae. Bases 820 to 1920 code for a protein of 366 amino acids.
UCGGCGGGUGCGGGCAACCCCGCAUCCGCGGGUGGAGCCACGCCGAAGCCCACAGCCCGCAGCCCACUGCCCUCCCCUGGCGGCUGCUCCGAUCCGCUCCGCUCCUCCCCGCGGCUCUCCGCGGAGCCGCCUCCCGCAGCGCUCCGGGGCCGGGGAGCGGGAGAGGAGCUGUCGGGGCGGCGCCGGAGCGCAGGCGGUAGAGUUUGCCCGGCCGCCGGCUGCCUCCUCCCCUUCCCUCCCCUCCCCUCUUCGUGGUUUUUAUUUUUUUUCUUUUUUUUUUUCUUCGCCUUUUUGGCGAGGGGGGAGCCGGAGCUGCUGCUUCGCGCUCCGCGGCGCCGGGGUGGAUGCGCACGGACCGGUCCUCGUGGAAACGGCUCCCGGCGUUUCCCCCCCCCAAAAAUCCAAGCCCCACCAACCCACCCAGUUGGAUAAUUGAAACGGUAUUUGGCAGUAUCCGGUAUUGCUAAGGGUGAUGCAAUUCCUACUUCCACUCUACCCCCCGGGCCUCCUGGCAUAGAGGCUGUCUUACCAAGGCUAAUGCAAACAUUGGAAAUGAAACCCUGCUGCAGAGGAGCACACCGACCUGUCACAUUCACUCCGCUUCCACCUAACGCCUCUGAGGCCAGUUUUUCCUCCAAGUUGUCCUGGCUGGAAAACGUGGAGCAACUGGUAAUGCUGGUGGAGUAGCAAAGCGAGGACCACAGCCUUCUGGAGGGAGACGUGGCAAAGGAAUCACAGCCGGCAUGCUGCAGUUCUUUUGGCCUCAAUAGGAAAAAUGAAGGUAACUUCUACUGGUAAAGAUCACCUUUAAAAGGGAACAUGGAUUUAAUAAACUCAACAGAACAAAACAGUACGUCAGAAGAACUAUUCAAAUGGGUGACAUCCAAGAUUCUCAUUUCCAUUACCUUGUCUGUACUUGCGCUAAUGACAACAGCCAUCAAUUCUCUUGUGAUGACUGCAAUAAUUGUGACAAGAAAGCUCCACCACCCCGCCAACUAUUUAAUCUGCUCUCUUGCAGUGACUGAUUUCCUUGUGGCAGUCCUAGUGAUGCCCUUCAGCAUUGCCUACAUUGUAAAGGAGACGUGGAUCAUGGGGCAAGUGGUGUGUGACAUUUGGCUGAGCGUGGACAUUACAUGCUGCACGUGUUCCAUCUUGCAUCUCUCUGCCAUUGCUUUGGAUCGGUACAGAGCAAUCACGGAUGCUGUGGAAUAUGCACGGAAAAGGACACCGAAGCAUGCUGGCAUCAUGAUUGCAGUGGUAUGGAUCAUAUCCAUUUUUAUCUCCAUGCCGCCUUUGUUUUGGCGGCACCAGACAACCAGCAGGGAUGAUGAAUGCAUCAUCAAACAUGACCACAUUGUUUUCACCAUUUACUCUACGUUUGGCGCCUUCUAUAUCCCACUGGCCUUGAUUCUGAUCCUUUAUUACAAGAUAUACAAGGCAGCAAAGACAUUUCACAGAAGAAGCGUCAGCCGGAUCGUCAGGGAGGAGGUAAAUGGACAGGUCCUUUUGGACGCAGGUGAAAGAAGCACCAAAUUGGCUUCAAUGCCCAGCACAACAGAGAAGACAUCAGAUCCACUGAUGGACUGUGAUAAAAUCAAUAUCACCGUACGAAGCCCCAGGUCUGAAUCUAAGCACGAGAAGUCCUGGAAAAAACAGAGAAUCUCUAGCACAAGAGAGCGAAAGGCAGCAACUACUCUGGGUCUGAUCCUGGGGGCAUUUGUGAUCUGCUGGCUCCCUUUUUUUGUAAAAGAAGUAGUUGUUAAUACCUGUGAAAGAUGUCACAUCUCAGAAGACAUAUCUAAUUUCCUAGCAUGGCUGGGAUAUAUCAAUUCCCUUAUUAAUCCUCUAAUCUACACAAUCUUUAAUGAAGAUUUCAAGAAAGCAUUCCAGAAGCUUGUGCGGUGUAGGCCAUAUUUCUAAGAGCUUUUGUUCAUAUAAGGAGAACAUAUUAAUUGGGUUUUUUUAACAUGUAUAAAUUUAUAUAACUGAGUUCACAUUUGUUGUAUUUAAGGAAAAACACCAAGACUCUGCAUUUACAUAAUGACUCUUUUGUAUUAGUAGUACUGGGAGCAUAAAUUGCCCAAGUUUUAAAGAGAUGGAUCUUCUGGGAUCAGUUUUGCUCUGGAAAAGGAGGUAGCGUUUAUUCAUUGUGACCCUGACCCACCUGGGAUUUGCAGAGCCACCUAGUUUGAAGCAUUCAGGUAUUACCUUAAACAUAAAGGAAAUACAUGCUUGAAGUAGACAAAACAAAGAAACAAAAUUAGAAAGAAAAAAAAAAAAGGCAACAACUAACCAAUGAAGUUUUAAGUGAAACACCACACAGGUUUUGGUCUCUAUUGUCAAUAAGAUAGAAAAUACAGCUUAGAAUUAAAGACUUAACUUUAUUAAUUUGUCACAGGCCUGCAGCAUAGAGCCAAGCCAUUCCCAGCAAAGGGUAGUAGCUUUAAACAUACCUAGCAUCAUCCUCUGUUAACUAGUUGAGUGCAGCUGCAGCCCCGCCUUCUCUCCUAGAUGAAGGACUUCCCUGGGUUAUGCCCCAGCAAUAGUCGAGGCACUUUCAUGGGUUAACAGUUCAUAGCGAGCCACUGUUUCAUGCCCUGUGCCACUGCACACCCAAGACAGACAUGGACACAGCCCCAGGGGAAUGGCUGGUAGUCAGGGCACCUCAUGUGAUUUGCGUGCACACAGUGCCUGGUGCUCAGAGACACCAUUUCGGUAGGGACUAUGGAGAGUUGACCUCAUAAAGAGCAGCUGGUCCUCCUCAUGGGGAUGUUAUAAAGGAGAGAAACAUGAAAUACUCCCUGUUCCCUCAGCCCUACCUCAUAUGCCUGGCCGGCAUGGCCCCCACAACUUUCUGGACACCAAAUCCCGCCACACAGCUUGUGUCAGGGCCACUAGAGCAUUGCUGAUGGCAAGUGUCUCAGUGAGCUUGGGUUGAGGGCCACCUACUAAAGCUCCAGCUCAGCGUAUGCUAGAAGCCAGUUAGGCCCGAAGCCUAACAUCCCCCGAGUCUUUUUUCAACUGCCUCAAGCGCUAGGGCUGUGCACCCUCUUCCCAGCCAUGUGAGAAAGAAGGGACCAAGUGCAGUGCCAGCACUGUGGGUCCCCAGAAAAGGUCCUUCGGGAGCUUCUCCAGAAAGGGCAGGGGGAGGGAUCUCAGUCAGCAGCAUACACUUGGGAAGGGAAUCCUGUGGGAUGCACAUGGCCUGGUGCCUCCAAACCCCCACUUUCCCCAGAGCAUCUAGUCACAGUCCUCAGUCCCAGCAGAGCUGAAGGGACUUGUAUGCACUCCAGCCAUCCCCGGCCAACUGGUUCGGCCAAAGAUAGCCACAAUGAACAAGGCCUUUAGUGGGCUGCCUGCAAAGGCCUCAAAGACAGCACCUUGGCCAGUCUUGAUUUACACACUCUAGAUACCAAGACACAGCACUAAAAACUGCAACAGCCCUUGCCUCAAAACUAUCAGUGCAAGUUUGUCAGCAGCUAAGGGUACUAACAAGACAGUGGGCAUUUACCCCCACGGUGCAGAUGAGUAGCUAAGAGCCACCACAGAGCCCAGGGAUGGGUUUUGCACUUUUCAGGUCAGACAGAUUUAGACUGCGUCACCAAGACCCUGGCUUUGCAUUUGUUGCCAGCCAUUCAAUACUGUCUAGCAGGAACAGGGACUGGAGGCUCCUUACAGGAACUACAAAUCCUGCUGUCAGCAGCAGCAAUCCUUCAGAGAUGCUCUAAUUUGGCACACAGGCUGGCAGCUUUGGGACGUCACAGAGAAGCUGAGACAUGAGACCACUACACAGAGCCUUAGUUUCGGAAGGGUGUCACCGGUCUUUGCAGUUUUUUCUUCCAAGAGACUUUUAGCAUUUUGUAUUAGACAAGAAAAUCCAGAAAAAAAUGCUGUCACUGUUGUUUCUCUCUCCUGCUUUCCCUCCCCUUAUAUUCCAAACUGUGGAGCUUAAUGAUUUUUGUAUUUUGCCCACUAGCUACAAGCUUCCACAACAGCUGUCAGAGGUGUUUCAUGCAAGAUGGCAAGGUUUGAGACCUAAGAUAUUGAACUAAUUUGUUUCUGUCACUUGAAACUUACUAUAUUCUGCUUUCACAUCAAGAUCCAAAUGAGAUACUACUCAGAAGUACUAGAAACCAUGCAUUACUUUUACCGCUGAUUUUAACCCCUGCAGGAGCCUUGUGGAAAGCUUACUUGUCACACCACAUAGCUCUAGUGCAGCAGUAGCACAGCUAAAUUUUGAAGGCACUAGGAUGCAGCAGCAUGUAAUUUGGCUUGCGCUCAGCAUAAGCAAACACACUUGAUACCACUGCAGUCAGAGCACAGCUGCGGCAGCCCCCAUGACCUCAGCACUGGCUAUAUUAUGCUAAAAGAAAAUAACCAUUUUAAAGAUCAGCCGUGCUCUGCUGUCUCCAGAAAGAUCCACAGAAUUGUUUCCUCAAAGGAUUACCAAAUUAGCAGAAGGCUGCAAGGAAACCACACUGAAACGUUUAAGGUUGAAGACCUCUGUUUGUUUCCUGAGUACUGUGUCAUAACAUGGGACUUCUAGAGCCACAGCUUCCACUCCCCUGCUUUUCCCUUUAUAUCUGCUGGAGGGCAGCGUAUAUUGCUUUUCCUCUUACAUGUAAAAAGUUUGACAAUACCUUGUGAAAGCAAAUUGGAAGAAAAACUAGGGGUUGCUUCUGAGGAGAAAAGAUGCUUAAGAUACUCAUAUUUAAAUAAUAAUGGUAAGGCUCAAAGAAUGAAGUAGCAUGUAGAUAAACAGAAAAUAGCUGUCAUUUAUGCACUGUCAACAGUAUUAUACUCUGGAUCUACUUAAGCUGCUAAACAUUUCUUGAAAUGCAAGGGUGGUUUCUUUUGUAUCCUUUUCACUGAGCUGUAUCUGCUCACCCUUCAACACCAAGUGGUGGAAGAUGCAGCUACAAGAAAUCUAAGCAAACAAGCGGAUAGUUAUCUUAUUAAAAGCACUUACAGAUUGUGGACCAUCAUUUCUUGGUGUCUGAAAUUUCCACAGUGCCAAACACUUUAUCCUACAUCCCCACACAGUAUCACUUCAUCUCUAGCAUUUAUCUAUGCAUGUGAUGUGCUAAGAAAAAAAUCUGACUUCUUUCAAGAUGCAUAAUAGUUAAGAUUUCUGUUGGAUGCUGCUUUCCCCUCCCCAGAAGGUACACAGGCACCCACUGGAGCUUAGUACUGAAUCCAAGGAGCAAGAAAGAGACUGCAAGAUUUUUAUGCCCUGGAACUAAGUAUUUUUACAAGUAGCUCUUUACCUUCUAAGAGUUCAGUCUCAGAAAAGAGAAAAAAAAAAGUCUGUUUUCUUAACUCUAUCAGAAGAGUGCGUGUGUAUUGAAGGAAAGGGUUUUACAUAUCCUCUCCUUUGUGUGAAGCUUUCUAGACUCCUGUCACUGGUGUAGCUGCCCUCCCAGUUGCUGCUUGCUGCCUACCUACCCACCCAUCAAUUUAUAUUUCUUCUAAAACCUAGGGAACUAGAUUUGGAGCAGCUGACCUGCUCCCACUUCAUCUUUCACAGAGGAUGAUUCCUGAAGCAGCUGUGAACACUAUAUGCAGUUCAGGUAGAUGUUUUUUCCUAACAGCAAGCAGUUAAAUACACCUCAUUAUUCUGUGCUCAGUCCUUCACUUUUCCUCCCUGCCGAAUGCUUUAUUGGUGUUCUUUCCUCUUGAGGAGAGCACAUCCCUACAGAGGGGUUGGGCUACGAAUACACUUUUGUUUUAGUGAUGCAGUCACACUUGUUAAUGCAUGACUGUACCACCCAGAAACACCCACUUCGUCCAAAUGUGCUUUUGGCAGUCACUGCCUUCAGCUGGUGCCUAAUUGUUCUUGGUGUUAGGGAGGUACACAGAAAUAACUAUGUACCAAAUCAUUUUCUCCAGUAGUUACAAACUUAGCAUGUUAUUUCUAGGCAAGUACGCAGGAUUAUUUAUUUGACCUUUGCAUUUCAGAUUCCUUUGCAUAAGGGAAACAGAAAGUCACCGCUGUAGCUGUUGAAAGGAAGGACUUUUUUGAACUCUGCGCACCAAAGAAAAAAGGCUGCAAGAAAAACAUGAGGAAGCCCUUGUAGCACCUCUGUAAAGACUGAGCAUAAACCUAACACUUGCAAGCACCCCAGCACUCAAGUAGUAAAUGUUACCUGCUAUUUGCUCUCAUAUUCCUCUUCUGAAAAGUGCUGCUGCACUACAGGGACAGUACUAACAAUAUCAAAACUACGAAAAAUACCAGCAAUGUUUUGAUAUCCCCUCCCCUGCACAAUCCUGAAAUGAAUUAAACAGAUUUUUAUUAUUUUUAAGGAUUUUCCAUUUGUCUUCUGGGGACACUAAUUUCUAAUUCUUUUUUUUUUCCUCUCUCUUUAACCAGGAAGGGUAAGCCUUUAAAAGAAAUAUAAACAUUUCUAUGACCUAGGGUUUCUAGACAUCAUCUAGUAACUCAAGAAAUCAAAGCUUUGGUGAUACAGAGCUUGGCUAAGAAGAUUACAGAGAACAGAACAGGCAACAGUCAGCAGCAUUGGCAUGAACAGACAAGGUUACCAAUUCAAUCCAAAACAGCCUUUCUGGUGUCAAAUCCCUCUCAUAAAGACAGCAAUGACCGAAAAAAUCUUAUAUCCUCAGG